Arabidopsis lyrata subsp. lyrata is the source of this 575-nucleotide messenger RNA. Its product is annotated as 60S acidic ribosomal protein P2-5. Bases 70 to 414 code for a protein of 114 amino acids. Gene Ontology annotation, cellular component: cytosolic large ribosomal subunit; ribosome. The transcript has a single exon. Gene Ontology annotation, molecular function: structural constituent of ribosome. The record is from RefSeq and is a predicted model, not a curated record. Gene Ontology annotation, biological process: cytoplasmic translational elongation. Lineage: Eukaryota; Viridiplantae; Streptophyta; Magnoliopsida; Brassicales; Brassicaceae.
ACGAAAACCCUAAUCGCAGUCGAUUUGCUUCUUUCAUUUUUUUCAGUAAACAAAAAGAGAGAGAGAGCGAUGAAGGUUGUUGCGGCGUACCUCCUUGCUAAACUCGGUGGCAAUGAGAAUCCAUCCGUCGCUGAUCUGAAGAAGGUCUUCGAAUCUGUUGGUGCAGAGAUUGACCAAGAGAAGAUAGAUCUGUUCUUCUCUCUGAUCAAAGAUCACGAUGUGACUGAGCUUAUCGCUAUUGGACGUGAGAAGAUGGCGGCUCUUUCUUCCGGUGGUCCUGCGGUUGCGGUUGCUUCUGGUGGAGGCGGUGGUGCUGCUCCAGCCACUGAGCCUGCGGCGGCUGAGGCAAAGAAGAAGGAAGAGGAGAAAGAGGAAUCAGAAGAUGACGGUGGAAUGAUGAGUCUCUUUGAUUGAUCAUGUGAUGAUGGUAGAAUCUUUCGAUCUGCGUAUUAUCUUAUCGUGUUUUAUGUCUUUUUCUUAAUUAGGGUUUCUGGAUUUUGUUGUUUCCAUGGAUUAUUAUCGUCUUUGGUAACUUGAGUUUGGUGCGAAUAAAUGAUUUUUGUUUCUGAUGAUCA